Molecule: messenger RNA, 1727 nt
Organism: Macroventuria anomochaeta
Lineage: Eukaryota; Fungi; Ascomycota; Dothideomycetes; Pleosporales; Didymellaceae
Product: chord-domain-containing protein
Exons: 4
Coding region: 405-1352 (315 amino acids)
Source: RefSeq, a predicted model, not a curated record
CACCGGAGUAUCAAAUUCGUACACAUCUUUCCACUUCUCCUGGCCUGGCUCCAUGACAUUGAUUUCCUGAUAUUGCAGCGGUCUAGUCUUGUUCACAUUCUGCACCACAGCUUUCGCGGUGUCACAAAGCCCACAGGGACUCCGAGUGAAGAAGCAAGCAAUGAAAGUGAUCGUUCAGAAGCUCAGGCGAUUGGACAUGGAAGACAAAAGCGGAAAACCGCAGCAGCUUCACCGCCAAAAUAGCUGCAUCGUUAUCGAUAAGCAAUUAUGACAUGUGCGGCCAACGGGGGGCUUUGCUUCUGGAAUAUUCCGCCUGAGCAUAAAUCUGGAGAAGACACCAACGCACGCUGCGACGGAAGCACCCGCAAAAACACUCGUUACACCUCCAAUCACGCUCCCUAAUCAUGGCGAAAAAGUGCGUUCACAAAGGCUGCGGCAAGACGUACGAGAACGAAGACGACGAAUGCGUGUACCACCCUGGUCCGCCAGUCUUCCAUGAGGGGCAGAAGGGCUGGAAAUGCUGCAAACCACGCGUUCUGACAUUUGACGAGUUCCUUGCAAUCGAGCCUUGCACAAAAGGGAAACACUCAGAUAUAGAUGACACACCCGAGCCUGAGAAGGUCGAAACACCUGAUGUCCCCAAUGGAACCUCUGUCAACCUUGGAUCGAUGUCAGAGUCGCUGCCGGCACCUGCACCUCGUCUGCCCGCCGCCCAAGCUGCGCAGCGGACAGCAACCCCUGCCCCACCACCAGAGUCUGAAGACGAUGACCCGAAUGCAACACUGAAGGAGGGCAUGACUUGCAGGAGAAAGGGCUGCGGAGCGACUUUCGAGGGCGGAAACAGAGAGGGAGAGAAGUGCGUGCACCACCCUGGUGUGCCCAUUUUCCACGAGGGAAGCAAAGGGUACAGCUGCUGCAAGCGGAGGGUGCUGGAAUUCGACCAGUUCAUGACCAUGGAAGGCUGCAAGACAAAAGACAGGCAUCUGUUUGUGGGCAAGGCGAAGAAGGAGGGCGAGGAGGAGAAGGUCGACACUGUUCGACACGACUUCUACCAGACAGCCGCUACCGUCACCGCCUCUCUCUACCUCAAAAAAAUCGACAAAGCCAACGUCAUUGUCGACUUCCAGCCCGACCACGUCAACCUCGACCUUCGAACGUCCGACAGCAAGCGCUACAACACUAAGUUCCCGCUGUUCGCGGGCAUCAAGCCAGAAGAGAGCAAGUUCAGGAUUCUGGGCACCAAGCUGGAAAUGACCCUAGCCAAGGCGGAUGGAGCGAGCUGGCCAGUGCUGCGCAGUGACGACAAGUUGACUGGUGAGAUGAUCCAGGUUGGCAGGGCAGGAAGGGCGUAAGAUAGGAAGUGUUACACGACGAGACGAAUUACGAAGUUAGACAAAAGAUCAAUCAAUCAACAGAACCAACACAUGUCAAAUCCGGGCUUUCAUUGAUCUCUUUGGGGUGACCGCAAUCUCGCCAUUUCUCCCCAUUUUCAGCAUCGUGACACUUUGGAGUGUCAGCAUACCUACCACUUCUCAACCGCCGGCCUGGUAUCCAGUUCCCACGUGAAGUUUGUCGCAGGCUGUGUGUGCAGGUACCAAUAAUCAUUCGCAAUCUACAAAACGAUGUUAGUAUUCUCAUACUCAUAUAUUCAGCACUUGUAAUAGAGUAAGAACUCACCCCAUCAGAGCUCAACUUCGCCUCAGGCCCUAGAUCCUUCAACCACUCCU